AUAUUAGUUGUAACAAUGUUGACCUCUUAACCAAUCAAUUUCCCCCAUUACAAUAUAACCCUUACUCUUCAUAUAAACUCCUAUCUCACACAACCAAAAAAAAAAACCACACUCUUUUAAAAACAAAGAUCCGCGCCAUGGAACAAUCUCUCAUCAUCGUCCUCUUCACCGUCCUCCUCCUCCUCCUCCUCACUACCACUCCCGGAACCCUAUCUCAGUCUUCCCCAGCCGCCGCACCGGCACCAGCAGGACCAACAAAUGUCACUAAAAUCCUAGAAAAAGCAGGACAAUUCACUGUCUUCAUCCGACUACUCAAAUCAACCGGCGUUGCUAACCAACUCCUCGGCCAACUAAACAACUCCGACAACGGAAUAACUAUCUUUGCACCGAGCGAUUCCUCAUUCUCCAGUCUCAAAGCCGGAACCCUAAACUCCUUAAACGACGAGCAACAAGUAGAGCUAAUUCAGUUUCACGUCAUACCAAGUUACGUCUCUUCCUCAAACUUCCAAACAAUAAGCAACCCUCUCCGGACUCAGGCCGGUGACUCCGCCGAAGGACAUUUCCCUCUCAACAUUACCACCAGUGGCAAUACCGUAAAUAUCACGACUGGUGUAACCAACACCACAGUCUCCGGCAACGUCUACAGCGAUGGACAGCUCGCUGUUUACCAGGUCGAUAAGGUUUUGCUUCCACAGCAAGUUUUCGAUCCUCGUCCUCCAGCUCCGGCUCCGGCUCCGUCGGUCACGAAAUCAAAGAAGAAGAAGGAGGACAGUGAUAGUUCCGGUGAUGAUUCUCCGGCGGAUGCUUCGUUUGCCUCGCGUAACGACAACUAUGUGAGGGCUUGUACCGAAGCUUUAUCCUUAAACGGAAAAAAGGCAAAAUAA
Molecule: messenger RNA, 884 nt
Organism: Camelina sativa (false flax)
Lineage: Eukaryota; Viridiplantae; Streptophyta; Magnoliopsida; Brassicales; Brassicaceae
Source: RefSeq, a predicted model, not a curated record